UUAAUUUGAGAAAUGUCACUCGUUGUGUGAAACAAAUUUACGUUCAGUCAGAAAACAAGCUUAGUAGAAGCUUGAAACUUCUAGAAACUUCUUCAAAAUUUUGAGCACAUAAUGUUUUCGAAAAUAUUUUCGAAAACUGUAACCUUGUCCCUAUUCGUCAGCCUUACCUCUGCACAAACCUGUGGUCACCUCGAUGUCUUCACGCCCUCCGAUGACACCCUAAUUUUCGCCCAGUUUCCUCUCCAACUUGCCCACCCCCUCGCUCUAUUCGACGGUCCCGCCUCCAUCUCCGCCGCGCCGACGGAAACGGUCAGAACGGUUUCCAUGACGACCGAGCAAAUCAAGUACUACAACUAUUUCUCUGCCGCCGUGUACUGUCCAACCUCGUUGAAAACGUUGUCGUGCUGUUACUGCGGUCAUUUUAAUUCGACCGUCACUGAUUUCGAAAUAAUUGAGAACGAAUUGUACGGAACUAAAGCGUUGGUCACGCUGCAUGCGGUGAGAGGCGAAAUAGUGGUGACUUUUCGGGGGAGUGUUGGCAUUAUGAAUUGGAUCCUGGAUUUUACCCUCAUUCCGACAUCUGCGGAAUCGGGAGGACCGGGAAUAAGAAUCCAUAGAGGAGUCUUUUUGAGCUUAAUGACAAUUUAUAAUAAGGUUGUCACACAAGUUGGUGUCUACCUCGCGUGUUAUCCGGGCGCUCGUGUCGUGGUUAACGGUCAUAGUUUGGGAGGAGCCAUGUCGUCCCUGUUCAUCUACCUUGUUACAAGUUUAAAUCAAUUUCCUACCGCGAAUUAUGCUCUGGUAACCUUUGGCCAACUGAGGGUGGGAAACGUGCACUUUACAGAUUAUACGAAUGCCCUUCCCAUCAUGAUGAGCAGAGUGGUUGCCAGGGACGACAUAAUCCCACAUCUUCCACCAGUUAGCGCCUUCGGUGUCAUCGAUCUGCUCAUCCACACCAAUUAUUUGCACCACGGGCAAGAAGUUUGGAUAAAUGGGAGCGAAAUUAAUUUUUGUUCCCAAGCCGUUUACGAGGAUCCCACCUGUUCCAACUCCCUCGGACCAUUGUACACGAUUAUUGACCAUUUGCAGUACUUUGACGCGGACUAUUCCGUCUGCUACUUUGUGGAAGGAUGGCUGGAUAUAGAUCUCAUAAGCAUAGCGGGAUUCAUCCCCACGGACUACAUUCCCCCGAUGCCCACCGUGAUGGCAGGGAUCCUCACGGGUUUGGUGGAAGGUGGAUACGAGGGCAUUUUACCUGUGAUUGGUUAAGAAUUUGGAAGUGAAAUUAUUUUAUUUAUUCUAAAGCAUAGUCUUCUGUUCUUUUAAAAAAUAUUUAUAUACUAGGAAACCUUUCAGAUUUUUUUUCACACUACUAUUAUCGGCUGAAGAGUAGUUAAAUACGUACGUAUGUAUGUACAUACAUAUCUAUCUUUGGUUGCAGUAUUUUAGUUGCGUACAUAUGUAAAUACAUAAUCCUUACACAAAAAAAGUAUGGGUAAUUCCUACAAAAAAAGUGGUCAAAGCCAAGCCGAAUCGCCAUGUCACUAUAUUUACAUUAUUUGUAUGCAUGUGCAUAUGGUUAAGAAAUUCUAUAAAUUUUCCAUGCCCAAAGGUUUUAUAUGUCUCAAAUACAUAUCUAAACGUCGCACCCUAGGAUUAAAGAAUGUCACCAUUAACCGCACGCAUUUACAUACCCACGGUAUAUUUAUGUGCAAUCCUUCUCUAGUUAACCUUCAUAAUCCGUUGACCCAAAAUUUUCCAUCUUUUUGUCACCAUAUACUUAAUUUGAGAAAUGUCACUAGUUGUCUGAAGCAAAUUUACCUUUAGUCAGAACACCAGCUUCAAACUAUGUAUUAGUAGUAGAAUUCAGUGCGCAUUAAAAAUAAAAUCCUUCAUUUUGAGCACAUCAUGUUUUCGGAAAUAUUUUCGAAAACUGUAGUCUUCUCCCUAUUCGUCAGCUUUACUUCUGCCCAAACCUGUGGUCACCUCGAUGUCUUCACACCAUCCGAUGACACCCUAAUUUUCACCCAGUUUGCCCUUCAACGUCCUAACUCUGUCGCCCAAUCCGACGAUGCCGCCUCUAUCUCCGCUGCGCCGACCAAAACGGUCAGAACGGUUCCCAUGACGACCGAACAAAUCAUAUAUUACAACUAUUUCUCUGCCGCCAUGUACUGUCCAACCUCGUUGAAAACGUUGUCGUGCUGUCAUUGCGGCUAUUUUAAUUCGAGUGUCACAGAUUUCAAAAUAAUCGAGAACGAAUUUUACGGGACUAAAGCGUUGGUCACGCUGCAUGCCGUGAAAGGCGAAAUAGUGGUGACUUUUCGGGGGAGUGUCGGCAUUAUGAAUUGGAUCCUGGAUUUUACCCUCAUUCCGACAUCUGCGGAAUCGGGAGGACCUGGAAUUAGGAUCCAUAGAGGGUAGUCAAACAAGUUGGUAUCUAUCUAAGGCAUUAUCCGGGGACUCGUGUCGUCGUUAACGGUCAUAGUUUAGGAGCAUCAAUGUCGUCCCUGUUCAUCUAUUUUGUGACAAGUAUAAAUCAAUUUCCUACCGCGAAUUAUGCCCUGGUCACCUUUGGCCAGCCGAGGGUUGGAAACGUGCACUAUGCAGAUUAUAUGAAUGCCCUUCCCAUCAUGAUGAACAGAGUGGUUGCCAGAGCCGACAUAAUCCCCCAUUUCCCACCAGUUGGCCACCUCGGCUUAAUCGAUUUGCUCAUCCACACCACUUAUUUCCAUCACGGGCAAGAAGUUUGGAUAAAUAGGAAAGAAAUUAAUUUUUGUUCUCAAGCCGUUUACGAAGAUUCCACCUGUUCCAACUCCCUCGGACCAUUGUACACGAUUAUUGACCAUUUGCAGUACUUUGACGCGGACUAUUCCGUCUGCUACUUUGUGGAAGGAUGGCUGGAUAUUGAUCUCAUAAGUAUAGCGGGAUUCACCCCCACGGACUACAUCCCCCCGAUGCCCACAGUGAUGGCAGGGUUCCUCACGGGUUUGGUGGAAGGUGGAUACGAGGGCAUUUUACCUGUGAUUGGUUAAGAAUUUGGAAGUGAAAAUGAUAUUUUUUUUGAAGUUUUGAAGCACAAUCUUGUUUUUUAAUA
Molecule: messenger RNA, 3094 nt
Organism: Folsomia candida
Lineage: Eukaryota; Metazoa; Arthropoda; Collembola; Entomobryomorpha; Isotomidae
Product: lipase
Exons: 5
Coding region: 112-1269 (385 amino acids)
Biological process (GO): lipid metabolic process
Source: RefSeq, a predicted model, not a curated record